Messenger RNA from Parus major (Great Tit), 2614 nucleotides. It is a transcript of the gene MAP9, whose product is annotated as microtubule associated protein 9. The record is from RefSeq and is a predicted model, not a curated record. The transcript is spliced from 12 exons. Bases 140 to 1759 code for a protein of 539 amino acids. Gene Ontology annotation, molecular function: microtubule binding. Gene Ontology annotation, cellular component: astral microtubule. Gene Ontology annotation, biological process: mitotic cytokinesis; regulation of mitotic cytokinesis; mitotic spindle assembly. Lineage: Eukaryota; Metazoa; Chordata; Aves; Passeriformes; Paridae.
GUUCUUUCCCGGGGCUCUUUCCUGGGGCGCCUUCUCUGGGCUCCCCGCCGGGGAUUUUUCCCGAGGCUCUUUGCCAGGGCUCUCGGAGGGCUCGGCGGCGGCCGCGGGCGCUGCGAGGCGUUAGCGAGACAUCUCCGCCAUGUCGGGGGGAGGCACCGCCGACUGCGGGCUGCAGUUACUUUUGAAGCCGUUUCAGGAUGAGCUACAGGAAGCAAUUUCUGAUUAUGCAACAAGAAAGGAAAAAGUUGAAUAUUCCGACGAUUUUGAAAGUGAUGAAGAUGGCAUGUUAAAUGAUGUUGGGAAAGAAGGUGCUGAAAGUAAUUCAGGUUCUGCAAGCACUGAGAGAUCUGUUGCUGGGAGUCCUCUCUUGAAUGAUGAUGCUUCACAAAACGUGGUAGAUUUGGAAAACGAAGCUGCUGAUGACUUGAACUUAUCCUUUCAAGAAAAGAGGCUUCAGCAGAUAAUGGUUUUAGAAGGUGAAAGCAUACAGAAUGACAGAAAACAUGAUGAAGAAGGAUGUGUGGAAGAUCAAAUUGAGGAUAAUGACAGAAAAAAUAAUGAAGUACUGCAUGAUAAUAGUGAAAGUAAUGACUUGCCUAUUAAUGAGCUACAUAAAAAGAGAAAUCAAGAGGAAAACCAACCAAAAGCAAAGCCUCGGAUGCACAAAAAAGGAAAUGGUUCAGCAUCAGAUCAAGAUCAGAAGAAGACUGCCAGCACCAGUGAGUUGAAACUGGAGGACAAUGGUAGGCAAUCCCCUUCUGUUGACAGCUCAGAUGGAAUGAUGAAAAUAGCAGAAGGGCAAAUAAUAACUGAUACAAUGCAGGAGGUAUCAGUGAAUGAUCAGUCUGAGCAUGGAGAGGCGAAGAACACAUCCAAGAGCUCCGUCAAGAAACUAAAUGAAACAAAAGAGAGAGUUCUACAAAACCCAGAGGCUUCUUUAUCUGACAGGUCUACAACUUUUGCACAUUUAAAGAGAAAGGGGAAAGCUGUUCCAUCAACUUCACCUGUUUCAUCUCAGUAUCUGGGAUCAUUAAAGGUGUUGGAGGAUAAACGCAUACAGAUGAAAAGUCCAGAAUUCAACAAAGUAGAUAAUUUAAGGGCAGCUGUUUAUCAGAACUGGUUGGAAAAGAAAAAUCUCCUUCUACUGGAAUUAAAGAGAAGUGAAAAGGAGAAAGCUGAAAUUCUUAGGAACAAUACUGAAAAGAAAGAGGCACUUAAAAGAGAAGAAUCAAUUGCAUGUUAUGAAGCCUGGAAAAAAAAGAAAGAGCAAGAAGCAAAGAAGUUAAGUGAAAAAAAAAAGCUUGCAGAACUUGAGGAAAAGAAACCAGAACAGACUAAGGAAAAAACAGAAGCAGCACAAGCGGCAUUCAAAAAAUGGCAAGAAAGAAAAGUGGAAUAUUUAAGAGAGCAAAGCAGGAAGGAAAAACAGUCUGAAAGAAUGAGGAAGAAGAUAGAAGAGGACCUAGUUGCAGAGAAGAGGAAAGUCAGUGUAUCAGCAAUUGAAAAAUGGAAUAAAAAGAAGGAAGAAUAUAUGAAAAAGAAGAAAGUAGAAAAAUUCCUAGAGAAAAGAAAGCGAGCAAUGCAACAGGCAAAGAAGGAAGAAAAAAGAGAAAAGGCUGUGGAGGAAUAUGAAAGAUGGCUGGAAAACAAAAUGAGGAGAGAACAACUUGAGAAGAACCGAAAGAAGUUGCAGGCUGUCCAUGGGAAUGAAAUGAGUCCUCCCUGGAGGCCACCUGGGAAAGUCACAUAUUCUAGCUAGAAGGUUUUGACAGAAGAUGGAAGUGAGAAGAUGUUGAUGACAUCUUUCAGAGGAGUGAGCGUCUUUCAGAGCUCUCGAGGAGUACCUCACAAAUUCACAACUUCUCAAUUAGAAAAGAUACUGAAGUCUGUAGACAAGGGAAAAGAGUUGAUGUAUUUGACUUUUAUAAUAAAAUUCAUUAACAUUACUUUAAUUAAUUUAUGUAAUUUACAAUUACAUUGUAAAAAUCUGGACAUGUCACAGCAUAACACAAAUGUUAUAGAAGAAUUAGAGCUGAAAAAUAUAAACAUAUGUACAUUAAUGUAUAAGAAUAUACAUAUAUCUGUAUAGAUACUAUCUAUAUAUUUAUUGAUGACAGAGGGAAAAUAUUUUGUAUUUAAUAAAGUAUAUUUUAGUACAAUAGCCUCAAUAUUGUCAUUGGAGUUUAAGAUACAAAUCCUUGUUUAAAGCCUUAAUGUAUGGAAAUUAACUAGGCAGUGUCUCUAAGUACAAGUUAUUCUUUCAUCAUUGUUAACAUGACAAGUAGAUGGGAUGUUCAGUGGGAACUGUAUCCCAGUGAAUGUGAGCUUCUACAGCAUUCCAGCUGUCUCUUCCAGCCCCCUGCUGCUUGCUGACACACCUAUGUAAAUAUUCAUUUAAACAAUAACCUAGAAGAUGAUUAGUAUGUCUAGUUUUUUUUCCAAAGUAUUUAUUUUAGGCAUUAAGUUGCUCCAUUGGUGCACUAAAGGCACAGGUUGAUGAUAAAUAAUUUUCUGUUUCAAGUAUCCCAUUGUGGGUAAGAAAAAUUGUACAUUGUUUUCCAUUGUAUCUUUUUAUUCUUUUAUAUUCACAAAAUAUGAGAUCAUCUUACCUGGU